AAAAAGUGUUUGCGAAUGUUAUUUUUUGUUUAAUGACAAAAGGUUAAGGUGAAAUAAAUAACAAAAGUGACAUAUUGAUUUCAUGUAGUUAAGAUACAAAAUAUAAGAAUAACAAAACGUUUUUACGAUAAAAUUACAAUUAGAUUUAUUGUAACCAUUUUGAUUAGUAAAGAUCGGAAUCCCAAUAACAAAAGGUGUUUUCUGCGGAAACCAGAACGGAUAAUUAUAGAAGGAAGUUGAAUAAAGUUGAAGCGCUGUCGAACAAUGCACAGCUUGAUAUUAGUUCUUUGCACCGGGUCUACGAUUUGCUUCACAAGUGCGCCGAACAACUUAACUCCAUUAUGAGUUUGUCGAUGAUAGUAAUUUUAUUGACUGCGGGUCUAUCAACGACAAUGCUACUGAAAAUGAUGGUCAAAGUUAUACAAACAGUCACUGUCAGCAAUACUUUUACGGGUCUGGUGGUAGUUCCCUGCUACUACUCGAGAGUGACUUCAUCUCAAGUUGCUGCUAUACGGACGUGUCUGCAUGAUGCUGUGAAUUCCAAACCUUUAGAUAAAAUCGAGCGUCGUAAAGUGAAAGCCUUCUUUCAGCUGACACGGGAGAAUGAAUUCACUUACGCCCUGGGAGGAGUGAUUAGACUCAAUAUGUCUUUGCCUCUGAGUUACAUGAGCCUAUGUACAACCUACCUAGUUAUAUCUAUACAGUUUUCAAAGUUUUUCGACUAAAUAAUCUGUAAAUAAAGUUAAAUGUGUAGAAAAAAGUAGAACCUUUUUGCUGUUGUUUUCGAAGCCAAAAUGGUCAUAUACUUUGAUUGUAUGGAAACACAAC
Molecule: messenger RNA, 828 nt
Organism: Spodoptera littoralis (African cotton leafworm)
Lineage: Eukaryota; Metazoa; Arthropoda; Insecta; Lepidoptera; Noctuidae
Source: the annotation of a GenBank genome assembly